This is a messenger RNA of Aphidius gifuensis, 2561 nucleotides long. Its product is annotated as synaptic vesicle glycoprotein 2B-like. The coding region runs from base 240 to 1871 and encodes 543 amino acids. Lineage: Eukaryota; Metazoa; Arthropoda; Insecta; Hymenoptera; Braconidae. The transcript has 10 exons. Gene Ontology annotation, cellular component: membrane. The record is from RefSeq and is a predicted model, not a curated record. Gene Ontology annotation, molecular function: transmembrane transporter activity. Gene Ontology annotation, biological process: transmembrane transport.
UCGAAUAAUAAAAAAAUAAAUUAAAUAUAUUAAUAAAAUUAAAAUAUACGAAUGAAGAAGACUAGAAAAAAGAUUGGCUCAGUGAUUGGCUCAGUACGUCAGUAGCUCAGAACGAAAGACGAUACUGCAGUAUCAGUUGAUUUCUUACUCGCUUCACAGCGACCAGUUUUUUUUUUUUUUUUUUUUUUUUUUUUUAUUUAAAUUUAUUAGUUAAUAGCUAAUAAUUAUAAAUUAUUAAAAUGAAUAUACAAAGUAAAGAUACUGCUGGAAAAAUAAGCGAAAAUGUUGCGCAAAAUGCUGUUAAUCAAACUGAAUUUGGAUGGUUUAAUUGGAAAAUAUUUUUCGUAACGUCAUUGAUUAGUUUGAAUAUUGGUUUUGGUCUUGGAUCAGUUGGAUUAGUGUUACCAUCAGCAGCAUGUGAUUUUAAAAUGUCAACAAUAGCUAAGGGUCGAAUGGCAAUGAUGCCAGUUGCAGGAAUGAUAUUUGGACCAUAUUUUUGGGGUAAUUUAGUUGAUAUGAAAGGCAGAAGAGUUGGCUUAAUAUCGAGUUUGUGUAUUCAAGGUUUCGCUGAUAUUUUAAGCUCAGUAAUAUCAAAUUAUUAUGGAUUUUUAUUUCUCAAAUUUUUUUCUGGUUUUGGUUUGAGUGGCCAGCUGAGUUUAAUGUUCACGUAUAUCGGUGAAUUUCAACCGUGCAAAUAUCGUGAUGGUGUGCUGAGUUGGUUGGAAAUGCCUUGGGCUGUUGGUCUCAUGAUAGUAGCUGGUCUUGGGUGGCUUAUUAUUCCUCUUGAAAUAAGCUACUACAGUGAUUCAUUUUUUUUUUUCAAUUCAUGGAAUAUUUAUAUACUUGUUGCUGCAAUUUUAGCUCCGUUAAUUGCAUUGUGGAUUGUAUUUUUACCUGAAACACCGAAAUAUCUUGCUGAAACUGGACAACGUAAAAAGCUACUAGCAAUUUUAUCACAAAUGUAUAGAGAAAAUACUGGAAAAACUCAUGAAGAUUUUGUGGAAAGAAUAAAAAAUUUACGUAAUCCAGAUUUAGAUGAUUUAUUAAAUAGCCAAGAUUCAGUACCAGUUAAAAAGCCAUUUAGUAAAAUAUUAAAAAAUUGUUUAAAACAAACAAAAGAAUUAUUGAGACCACCAUAUUUAAAAACAACUGUGUUAAUGUGUAUAUCAGCUUACUGUAUAACAUCAUCAUAUUUUACAAUGGUUUUUUGGUUACCAGAAAUAUUUCAACGUUUUGCAGUAUUUGAAGAACAAUUUCCAGGUCAAUCAGCAUCUGUUUGUACAGUAUCAACAAUGCUUUAUUCUAAAAAUGCAACACCAAUUGUUGAAAAUGAUUUUACUAAUUGUAGAAAUACACUUAAUCCAAUAGUAUUUUCUCACAAUUUAAUUGUUGGUGCUGCAUGUGUUCCUGUUGCUCUUUGGUUACCACUGUGUGUCGAUAGAUUUGGCUACAAAUUACACUUUAUUGGUGCAUCAUUCUUGGCAAGUAUAUUGGCCUUUGGUUUAUUUUUGGUUGAAAAUUCAACGCAAAAUUUAAUUUUAUCAUGUCUGUUUGAGGCACUUGCAUCAAUAUCAAUUACCAUUGUUAUGUGUAUGCUUGUUGAACUGUAUCCUACAAAUAUUAGAGUUGUUGCAUCUGCAUUUGCAACAUUUAUUGGAAGAAUUGGAGCUUUCAUUGGCAUUUCACUUGUGGGUUAUCUUAUCGAUGAUUAUUGUGUGCCACUCAUUGCUCUCGUUGGAACGCAUUUAAUCAUUGCUGCAGUUGUUGGAUUUUUUGUUCCAAUUCAUAAAACCAAAAAAGCAUUUAUGAAUAGAGAAAAAGAACUCAGUCAAAAACAAACUUUUGAUUCAACUGUAAUUGUUGAACCAUAACACUGUCUAAUUAGUAAAUAUUAAUUAAUUUUUUUUUUUACUACUAAUGUUUUUAUAUAUACAUAGAUUUAAAUUAUAUUAUUGUAUUUGUUAUUAUAUUUCCUCAAUUUUUUCACAUACAGCAAUAUUUCUUAUAAAUAUUUUGAUACUAAAAAUAAUUUUCAAAUACAUAUAUAUAAAUAAAAUAUAUAUUUUUAUAAAGUACAAUAAUUAUUUCGAUCAAUCAACUCGAUUAUUUAUUUAUUCUAUUGUUGAAAAAAAUUUUACAGGCGCCAAAUAGACAUUUCCAUAAAUUUAUGGUGUCUAGACAAUCAAAAAAUAACAAAAAAAAAGAAGUGGUUCUUAUCUUUCAAAGGUUUUUGUUAUUUUUUCACAACUAGAAUUUGAAUAUGUAUAUUUACUUUACGUCAUGAGCGUAUAUUUUUUUUUAAAAAUGUUUAAAUAUUACGUAGUAUAAUAGUCAAGAUAAUAACCCUGGAAAACUUAACAAUAAAUAAAUAUUUCAACAUCAUUCUCCUUUCAAAGCCCAAAAAAUAUUUAAAUUGUUCAUUGCCACCGAAAUAAAUUUUUGUUUUUUCAUCAUUUCAUUGUCAUCGCUCAAGCGAUAAUCACUAUAAAAUUUUUUAUUUUAUUUUUGAGAUUAAUUUUAAAUAAAGUUAAAAUGGUUCUGCCACCAGAACCAACGAAAAA